This is a messenger RNA of Coturnix japonica (Japanese quail), 2938 nucleotides long. It is a transcript of the gene LIPH, whose product is annotated as lipase H. Gene Ontology annotation, biological process: lipid catabolic process. The record is from RefSeq and is a predicted model, not a curated record. Gene Ontology annotation, molecular function: glycerophospholipase activity. Lineage: Eukaryota; Metazoa; Chordata; Aves; Galliformes; Phasianidae.
CCACUGUAUAUUUACACGUUGUUUAAAUGGUGCGAUUUGUGCUCAAAUGAUGGUUACUCAAAAUCCCUAUUGGCUGAGCACGUUGGAUGUUCUGUGAGGACAUGGGCGCUGAGUAGGAGGAUGCUUGGUUUGAGUGGCUGGGGCAGCCCCUGCCUGAGGAGUCAGCAGUGCCUGCUCUGAGCCAGCAGUGAGCUCAUCUGAACAAGAAGGAGCUGCAUGCAGCCAGCAGGCUGCUCAGGAUUAACCCAAGCUUCAUAUGUACAGUAUAGACCUUAGAAACAGCUACGCUGCUGGGAACUGUAAUAGUUCAGCUCCUCGCUGUAUCUCAGCAGGGGGCAAAACAGAGCUUGGGCUUAAUGAGGUAUUUCUGAUCCUCCCCAUGUUCCCUCUCCCUGCAAAGAAAACACUAGAAGCUGCGUGGUGGCUUUGUGUACCCAGCAGCCGUCUCUGUUCUCUCUUCCCUUCCCCUCUCUCACUCCAUCACAGGCUCCAUCCCCAUCACACCAAUUUUGCCACAGGAUUUUCCAGCUCCAAUUUCAGGCUUCCUUUCCCAGCCCUGAUGGUUGUCUGUGCAUCUGCCCACUUCUUACUGUCUAGCAAGGGGGGAAAAAAAGCCUUUCUCGCUUGAAUUGGAGCUGAAUUCACAAGGUUCCAGCAGGGCUAUAAGAAAACAUGGUGGGGAUAUGUCAGAUGUGUGAGUGCUGUCCAAAACAGCAGCUCCUUGGCAGCACGUAUUGAGUUGAACUGGGAACGUUGUCAGGACAAAGUGGUGCCCAUCCAAAUCAUGAAGGACCUCACAGGUUAAAAGGGAUGCUGGGCUUCCACCUGCUGGAGACAGACAGAGCGUGGGAGAACCAGAGGAACACGGAUGGGAGUGUCCCAAUGCUACCAAUGUGGGUCCUGGGAAGCUGAGUGCUGGCCCUGCCCAGAUACCGAUCGGCUUUGCACACCUACGUCCUUCACUCCCUUUUGACACUCUUAGCAGAAGACGAACAGGCAGGCAGUAAUUUCAACACAGGUAGUCAAAGUGCUGCUUACAGCGUGAUACUGAACCGUUCCUGCCUUUGAUUAGUCACAGCCCUGGGCAAACAAUCUUUAAAACAAGGGAUCCUGCUACAAGAGAAGGUGCCCCACCUUUUGAGAAAGAAGAGCUGGUUGUAUAACUUCAGCCCCAUCUUUAUUUCUUGGCUGGGAACUUCCUCCUUUCACCACACCUACAUUACUGGAAGAAAAAGACAGCAAACUGUUGUCAGAGGCAGCGAAUACGUGCCAAAGAAACCGCGGGAUCCGUAAGAUUUUCUACCUCUACAAGUUCCAUGUGGGAGCCCAUAUGCUGAGGCUGUGUGUCACGUUCCUCUGCCUUUUGUAUGGGGUGAAAACAGAUCCCAAGGAGACAUGUCCUGCUUUCACCGUGCUCAGCUUCGGCAGCGCCUUGAUAGGGACCGACCUGGAAGUGAAGCUGAUGCUGUACACCAGACAGAAUGAAGACUGCGCCGAAGAGCUCAAUUCAACAGCCUCCAAGUAUCUGGAUCUGACCAAGAAAACCACCUUCAUUAUCCAUGGAUUCCGGCCCACAGGCUCUGCCCCGGUCUGGAUCCCUGACUUGGUGCAUCUCCUGCUUUCUGUAGAGGACAUGAACAUCAUCAUUGUGGACUGGAACCGGGGGGCAACUACUAUCAUCUAUAGCAAUGCUUCCAGAAACAGCAAGAAAGUUGCUGAGAUUCUGAAGAAAUUUAUGGAUGAGAUGUUGAUUCACGGUGCGUCGCUCGACUCCAUUCACAUGAUAGGAGUCAGCCUGGGAGCACACAUCUCCGGCCUGGUGGGACAGAUGUUUGGUGGUCAGCUGGGAAGGAUCACAGGCCUCGACCCAGCGGGCCCCCUGUACAGAGGAAAGCCGCCCAGUGAGAGGUUGGACCCCAGUGAUGCACAGUUUGUUGAUGUCAUUCACUCAGACACUGAUGGGCUGGGCUAUGCAGACGCCCUCGGCCACAUUGACUUCUACCCCAAUGGUGGCACUGACCAACCAGGCUGCCCGCCGACAGUAUUUGCUGGAUUGAAGUACUUUAAAUGUGACCACCAAAGGUCUGUUUUCCUCUUCAUGGCAUCCCUGAAAAAGAGCUGCAAUAUCACAGCAUACCCAUGUGAGUCAUACAGGAGCUACAGGAGGGGGAAAUGUACCAGCUGCGAAACCUUCCAGCCCAUGCCAUGCCCCAUCCUAGGUUAUUACGCCCACGAGUGGAAAAGCCAUUUAACAAAGCAGAGCCACCCAGUGACAAACAUGUAUUUUGAUACCGCGGAUGAAGAGCCGUUUUGCCUAUAUCACUACUUUGUGGACAUGGUGACAUGGAACAGAGGCACCAGGAGGGGCACGCUCAGCGUGGUGUUAGCUGAUGGCACUGGGAAGAAGGCAGAAUCCAAAGUUAACCCCGAAGCUGCAGCCUUCCAGCAGUACAAGCACAUCAGUUUGCUCAUUGGAUUCAACCAGGAUUUGGAGAAUGUGAAGAGAAUUUCCCUGACCUUUUCCACUGGGUCUGUCGUCGGCCCUAAAUUCAAGCUCAGGAUUCUUCAGAUGAGGUUCAGGUCACUCUCAAACCCUGCAAGGCCGUCGCUGUGCCGGUACGACCUGGUGCUGACGGAGAACGCGGAGCAAAGCUUCAGGCCCAUCCCGUGCACCGAGCGGCGGGGAGCAGCACCAGAACCAGAACCAGCAAUAACAGCAGAACCAGAACCAGAACCAGAACCAGAACCAGAACAUAAACCAGCACCAGAACCAGAACCAGAACCAGCAAUAACAGCAGUAACAGAACCAGAACCAGCAAUAACAGCAGCACCAGAACCAGCACCAGAACCAGCACCAGCAAUAACAGCAGUAACAGAACCAGAACCAGAACCAGAACCAGAACCAGCAGUAGUAACAGUAACAGCGUCGGGCGGCUGA